Messenger RNA from Ziziphus jujuba (common jujube), 3032 nucleotides. RefSeq names its product putative leucine-rich repeat receptor-like serine/threonine-protein kinase At2g24130. The record is from RefSeq and is a predicted model, not a curated record. Gene Ontology annotation, biological process: protein phosphorylation. The transcript is spliced from 2 exons. Gene Ontology annotation, molecular function: protein binding; ATP binding; protein kinase activity. NCBI's taxonomy places the organism in Eukaryota, Viridiplantae, Streptophyta, Magnoliopsida, Rosales, Rhamnaceae. The coding region runs from base 53 to 2986 and encodes 977 amino acids.
CUAUCUCUUUUUGUAAUCCCACAGUUUUCUUCGAAACUUUUUAGCUCAAAGAAUGCUGGGUUUCUAUAGAUUUUCAAUGUUUAGCUUUCUCUGUUUCAUCAUCUUUAAAGCCGUGGCUUUGACCCAAGAAAGUGUGCAGCUCGAAAGGGAUCGAGCUGCAUUGCUUUCGUUCAAGUCUGGGAUUGUUUCAGAUGCACAGCAUGUUCUUGAUGAUUGGACAAGUUCUAUUCCUGUCUGUAACUGGUCAGGAAUCAAAUGCAACAAUGGUAGAGACCGAGUUGUGGAGCUUGAUCUUAGCGGAAGGUCACUCAGGGGAACCAUUUCGCCAUUUCUCGCUAACCUUUCUUCCUUAACUGUCCUUGAUUUAUCAAGAAAUUCUUUCCAAGGUGAUAUUCCUCCAAAAUUAGGCUUCCUUAUGCAACUGACAGAACUGAGCUUAUCAUCCAAUCUUCUUCAAGGAAACAUUCCUUCUGAAUUGGGUUUUCUUCACAAAUUGGUUUACCUCGAUUUGGGAAGCAAUCGGCUUAAUGGUCAGCUUCCAGACUCACUUUUCUGCAAUGGGUCAUCUUCUCUGCAAUACAUUGACCUUUCUAACAAUUCUCUUAGUGGUGAAAUCCCAUUAAAGAAUGAAUGUGAGCUUAAAGAACUGAGAUUUUUUCUCCUGUGGUCCAAUCGACUUGUGGGUCGUGUGCCUCCUGCUCUUUCAAACUCCUCCAAGCUUGAAUGGCUCGAUUUGGAGUCCAACAUGCUAACUGGGGAGUUGCCAUCUGAUAUAGUACGUAAAAUGCCGUUAUUACAGUUCCUUUACUUGUCCUAUAACGAUUUUGUGAGCCAUAAUGAUAACACCAACCUAGAACCCUUUUUCAAUUCUUUGGUUAAUUCCUCUAACUUCCAAGAACUAGAAUUAGCAGGAAACAAUCUUGGUGGGAAAAUACCUUAUAGUAUUGGUGAUCUUUCUACCAAUCUUGUACAAAUUCAUUUACAUGAGAAUCUCAUUUUUGGUUCAAUUCCUCCUCACAUCUCAAAACUUGUCAAUCUUACCCUUUUGAACUUGUCUAGUAACCUUUUGAAUGGGACAAUCCCGCCUGAACUAUGCCGAAUGGGAAAGCUAGAGAGGGUUCUCUUGUCAGAUAAUUCACUCUCUGGAGAGAUUCCAUCUGCUUUUGGUGACACUUCCCAUCUGGGUCUCCUUGAUUUGUCCAAAAACAAGCUUACUGGUUCAAUUCCAGAUAGUUUUGCUAAUCUUUCCCAGUUGAGAAGACUCUUGCUUUAUGAAAACCAGCUCUCAGGGACUAUACCUCCAAGUCUAGGAAAAUGUGUCAAUUUAGAGAUUCUUGAUCUUUCCCACAACCAAAUUUCAGGGGUACUUCCUCAUGAAAUUUCAGGAUUGAGAAGCUUGAAAUUAUACUUGAAUUUGUCUAGCAAUCAUUUAAGUGGACCGUUACCAAUGGAGUUGAGUAAAAUGGACAUGGUGCUUGCUAUUGAUCUAUCUUCCAACAAUCUCUCUGGGACUCUCCCUUCACAACUUGGAAAUUGCAUUGCACUUGAGUACCUUAACCUUUCUGGUAAUUUCUUACAGGGCCCCCUUCCGGUUUCCAUUGGAAAGUUGCCUUAUCUUGGACAAUUCGAUGUAUCGUCAAACCACUUAAUUGGUGAAAUACCACUAACCCUGCAGGCAUCUCCAACUCUAAAGCAUCUCAACUUCUCCUUCAACAACUUCUCAGGGAAUGUCUCAAACAAGGGAGCCUUUUCUUCUCUAAGCAUGGACUCUUUCCUGGGAAAUAGUGGCCUCUGCGGCUCGAUAAUUGGCAUGCCAAAUUGCAGGAAAAAACACCAUAUUCACCAUUUGUUUAUUGUGACAAUUCUCUUGUCACUCUUUGUUACUCCAAUUUUGUGCAUAUUUAUCUACCCUCUGAUACUCAGAUCGAACUUCCAAAGAAAAUUUGCAAUUUUCAACAAAGGGGAUUUAGAAGAAGGCAGUAAAAAUCUAAAGCACCCAACAAUCUCAUACCAGCAGCUAAUUAAUGCCACUGGAGGGUUCAGUCCUUCAAGCUUGAUUGGUUCAGGCAGGUUUGGGCAUGUCUAUAAGGGUGUUCUCCAAGACAAUACAAGAAUUGCAGUGAAGGUAUUGGAUUUGAAAGCAGCUGAAAUGAUUUCAGGAAGCUUUAAAAGAGAGUGUCAAAUUCUAAGGAAAACCAGGCACAGAAACUUGAUAAGGAUCAUUACAAUUUGCAGCAGGCCAGAUUUUAAGGCUCUUGUUCUGCCACUGAUGUCAAAUGGGAGCUUGGAUAGGCAUCUCUACCCUAGCCAUGGAUUAAACUGUGGACUGAAUUUAAUUCAGCUGGUGAGCAUCUGCAGCGAUGUAGCUGAAGGGAUGGCCUAUCUACACCACCAUUCUCCUGUCAGAGUUGUUCACUGUGAUCUCAAACCAAGCAAUAUUCUACUUGAUGAUGACUUAACGGCUUUGGUGACUGACUUUGGAAUUGCAAGGCUAAAUUCCAAUAAUAAUAGCAAUUUUGCUAAUGAUUCAACAUCUUUCAGCUCAACAGAAGGCUUGCUAUGUGGAUCUGUUGGCUAUAUAGCUCCUGAGUAUGGACUCGGAAGACCAGCUUCAACUCAGGGGGAUGUUUUCAGCUUUGGGGUACUUUUACUGGAAAUCAUAACAGGAAGACGCCCAACUGAUGUCCUUUUUCAACGAGGAUCAAGCUUGCAUGAAUGGGUAAAAAGUCAUUACCCAAGCAGGCUUGAACCCAUUGUUGAACAGGCUGUGGAUAGACAUGCUCCACCAACAUUCCCAAAGCAUCGAAACAAAGUAUGGGUCACUGUGAUCCUGGAGCUGAUUGAAUUGGGUCUCAUGUGCACUCAGUACAACCCUUCAACAAGACCAAGCAUGCAAGAUGUUGCCCAUGAAAUAGGGAGGUUGAAGGGGUAUAUCUCAAAUCCUUCAUUUCUUUUGUUGGAAGAAGAAGUUGACCAACCCAAAUGAUGCAUUUUGAUCUCGGGAAUAGUAUCUGUUUGAAUAAGUAGUUUGA